Gekko japonicus is the source of this 1081-nucleotide messenger RNA. Its product is annotated as G-protein coupled receptor 54-like. Gene Ontology annotation, cellular component: membrane. The record is from RefSeq and is a predicted model, not a curated record. Gene Ontology annotation, molecular function: G protein-coupled peptide receptor activity. The transcript is spliced from 5 exons. Gene Ontology annotation, biological process: neuropeptide signaling pathway. The coding region runs from base 36 to 1073 and encodes 345 amino acids. Lineage: Eukaryota; Metazoa; Chordata; Lepidosauria; Squamata; Gekkonidae.
GUGCCAAGCCCAGCACAGGUGCCCUUGAGGAUAACAUGCACUUGUGGAUCUUUAACAGCAGUGGAGAGGAUACCUCCCCCCCAUUUCUGACCGAUGCAUGGCUUGUGCCCCUCUUUUACGCCCUCAUUAUGCUGCUUGGUCUGGUCGGGAACUCACUGGUCAUCUAUAUCAUCAGCAAGCACCGCCAAAUGCGCACGGCCACCAACUUCUACAUUGCAAACCUGGCUACCACUGACAUCAUAUUCUUAGUAUGCUGUGUACCCUUCACCGCCACACUCUAUCCCUUGCCCAGCUGGGUUUUUGGGGAUUUCAUGUGCAAAUUUGUCAACUAUUUGCAGCAGGUAACAGUACAGGCCACCUGCAUCACUCUGAUGGCUAUGAGUGUUGACCGCUGCUAUGCUACACUGUAUCCACUGCAGUCCUUACGUUACAGAACCCCCCACAUAGCCAUGGCUGUCAGUUUUGCUAUCUGGAUUGGUUCCUUCAUUCUCUCACUGCCUAUGGCUCUAUACCAUCGCACUGAAGUUGGCUACUGGUAUGGCCUGCGCACCUACUGCAUUGAAGCCUUCGCCAGCAAAAGCCAGGAGCGCAGUUUUAUUCUGUAUACUUUCCUGGCUGUUUAUCUGUUGCCUCUGUUCACCAUAUGCUUCUGCUAUUCCAUCAUGCUCAAGCGCAUUGGGAAUCCUGUGGUGGAGCCCAUAGACCAUGACUAUCAGCAGGUGCAACAUCUGUCAGAACGCUCAGCUGCCGUGAGGGCCAAGAUUUCCAAGAUGGUUGUAGUGAUUGUGCUGCUGUUCACCAUUUGCUGGGGUCCCAUCCAGUUCUACUUGCUCUUUCAGGGCUUCUAUCAUCACUUCCAGGCCAACUAUGAGACCUACAAGAUCAAGACAUGGGCCAAUUGCAUGUCAUACGCUAACUCUUCUCUCAACCCCAUAGUCUAUGCGUUCAUGGGAGACAGCUUCCGCAAGUCCUUCAAGAAGGCAUUCCCCUUCCUCUUCCGCCAGCGUGUACAGGACAAUGGCAUGCAUUCAGGCUGCCAUAACGCUGAGCUAAAUUUUGUCGCUUCACCCUGACCUGAAUG